AUGCCUGGUGAAAAGUUCAUCAUCAAACUAGCCGACAACGCCACUCCGUUUUGUGUUAGCACCCCACGCAAAAUUCCAUUUGCUUACACAGAUAAACUGAAAAUUGAACUCACACUACUUGAGACACAAGGUAUCAUAAAGAAUACCAUUGAACACUCGGAUUGGUGUGCACCCAUUGUGAUCACACCGAAGAAAAACACGAACAAGAUUCGUAUUUUACUUAGUAUUGGAUACGUUUUGAUGCAGUUACACAGUGAUGGCACAUGGAAAACCGUACAGGCAGGCUCGAGACACCUGAGUGACACUGAAACACGUUAUGCUGUCAUAGAAUUAGAAUUGCUUGGAGUAGAAUGGGCAGCUCAAAAGUGUUAUAAUUUUCUGGAAGGCCUACCCAAAUGGAUCAAAGGCAAAGAGAAAUUAAGAGCUGAUGCACUCUCCAGACAUCCACAUGAGCCGCCAAACACCUCAGAUGAAUUGGCCGAGCAACCUAUUGUAAAUGGAGAUCAUGUGGACGAAGCUCCGACCAUAUCUGCUAUACGUUCUGUCGCCGACAGUCCCAAAGAUGACCAAACAAGGUUGUUUCAAGUUUGGAAAUCUUCCAACACUGAAAACCAGUACCAAGAAUUAAAACGCUUGAUCAUCAAUGGAUUCCCUGAAUCGAAAAAAGACCUCCCAGAUCAUUUGAAAAAAUACUGGUGCGUCCAUCCAGACUUGUCUGUUGAUCAGGACCUAAUUGUAUAUGGCUGUCGACUACUCAUCCCAACGUCAUUGUGCCAAACUAUUAUGCAAAAAUUCCACCAUGGUCACCCCGGAAUUCGUCGCGCUCAAGACCGGGCACGCAUGAUUGUCUAUUGGCCAGGUAUUGACACCGAUAUUGAGGCAUGCAUCAAUGAUUGUCAGUUCUGUCAAGAUCAUCUUUCAAUGAACUCAAAGGAACAAUUGAUCCAAAAAUUGAAGCCAAGCAGGCCAUUCCAAGAGAUUGCUGCAGACUUGCACACAUUAACGGUCAAAACUACUUAA
Anneissia japonica is the source of this 1020-nucleotide messenger RNA. RefSeq lists its product as uncharacterized. Bases 1 to 1020 code for a protein of 339 amino acids. Lineage: Eukaryota; Metazoa; Echinodermata; Crinoidea; Comatulida; Comatulidae. The record is from RefSeq and is a predicted model, not a curated record. The transcript has 2 exons.